This is a messenger RNA of Caenorhabditis elegans, 1401 nucleotides long. It is a transcript of the gene egl-46, whose product is annotated as Transcription factor egl-46. Gene Ontology annotation, molecular function: DNA-binding transcription factor activity. The record is from RefSeq and is marked reviewed. Lineage: Eukaryota; Metazoa; Nematoda; Chromadorea; Rhabditida; Rhabditidae. Gene Ontology annotation, cellular component: nucleus. The transcript has 5 exons. Gene Ontology annotation, biological process: cell differentiation. The coding region runs from base 7 to 867 and encodes 286 amino acids.
AAGGCCAUGGUGCCUAUGAAUGACUUUUGGGUCAAAGCAAUAUUAUCAUCGACGAAUCCGAGUCCAGUGCCGUCUACAACAUCUACCGUAUCCAAUGAUGAAAAUUUGGAUAAAACGUUGGACUUUGACUGUUCCACGCAAACAGUGUUCCCUACACUUCCAAUGUUCUGGAACCCAACGCUAGUUCAACAGAUGCUUGCGCUCUACCAGAUCCAGCAGCAGCAAAUUCAGUUCAGCGCGAAGCUGGCACCUCAACCGCUUUUCCAAGAACCGACCAUCCAAAAAGAGUUUCUCCCAUUCCCCCAUCAAUCUCGAAAACGUCCUCUACCGAUAGACCCGAAAAAGACAAAGCUUCGAAAACUGAAUGAAGACACUGUGACCAGUUCUCCAGUCAGCGGUAUGUUCAUAAAGGAGGAGGCGGAUGUGAAAUCUGUGGAGGAGCUCCAAAAAGAAGCUGAUUUGCUCGAUGAGACAGCAGCAUAUGUAGAGGUCACCGAGGAGUCAAGACAAAAGAUUGACGAGAUUCCAAAUGUCAUUGGAGACUGUAUCUGCCGGCUGUGCAAGGUGAAAUACGAGGACGUGUUCAAGCUGGCACAACACAAAUGUCCAAGAAUUGCUCACGAGGAAUACAAAUGUCCGGAUUGUGACAAGGUGUUCUCAUGUCCGGCCAAUUUGGCAUCACAUCGUCGUUGGCACAAACCCCGUAAUGAGCUCGGUGGCUCUCCACCCGCACAAUCCUCAACAAUUGUCUCCUGCUCCACCUGCUUCAACUCAUUUCCAACAAAGAAGAUGCUCAAGCUGCACUCGUCGACGUGUCAAAGAUCGCCUCUUCAGGAUUUGCUCUCAAGAGUUAUUCCAACAAUGUAAUCACACUUUUCGACUACCUAACUCUUUACAAUUUCCCCCGGUCAACCAACUAUCCACUGUAUAUCUCCCGAGUUGACCUCAUUUCUUUAUCCUUUUUUGGCUUUCCAAAUGAUCUCCCAUUUUAUAUACCUAAUAGUCUAUUUUUCUGAUCUUGUCACUGAUCUCCUUUUCCAAAUUGCUGAGUGAAUUCUAGUCAUGCCAUAAGAUUUUUUUUGCGUCAUUUCGCAGUAUUAUUUUGAAUAUCCGCAGUUCAAGCAUUUAUCAAGUACUUCACAUACAUUCCAGAGCGUCGCCUCACUGUAUUUUUUUUUGCUGAAAGUGAAUCUAGUCAAUUUUCACCUUUUCAUUUUUUCUUUGUUUGUUUUUGUGUGUUUUCUCCAUUUAAGUUUUCUGGCUUUUUUUAGUUAAUCAGAAAAUGUUCCUUCAACUUGUAUUCUAAUAUUUAUCCAAUUUUCCAUGUUAACCUCCCCCUCUCCAGCUGUACAAUGUGAUCUCUCUAGUCUUGGUGGUUUCUUUGCAAACUGUACCGUUACU